GUGCACCGAAUCCUCGGCAGUAAGCAAGAUGGCGUCGUUGUGGACGGUGGUCUCGUUCGCGUUUUCCUUGAUGAUGACACCUUUCCUCAUGCUACUGCUGGUGAUUAUAUUCCUCGCAUCAAUCGGCAAGUCCCUCGGCGUACGCAGGUUGUACAUCAAGCUGCUGCUGGCCCUGUUCGAGUAUGGUAGACAAAACAUUGAAAAUGUAAAAAAGAGAAACGGUUCUCGAGAUCCGGAUAAGGAUUCUGGCGUAGAAGAGGAAUGCGAGUCUCCGGCAAUCAUGGAGAAGAAUUUAACGGUAACAUCGCCAAAGACGCAAAACGGAUGUGUGGGUAAUUCGGUGAUAGCCAGAUCGAAGGACUUAAUUUUAGUCCCCGAGCCAGAAGCGCAAAAUCAUAAGAAUCAUAUUGACGAAUCGAAAGAACUCAAGAACAGUCACGAAACUUCAACAAUUGACGACAAAGAGGAUGGCCUCAACGAGAAGAAUUCUUUUGAGACGCUCAAAACCGGAUUCGCGACAGUUUGCUUAGAUUACAUCAAAUCGGGCGUCGAAGCUAUUAUAGAGGACGAAGUGACGUCACGCUUCGAAGCGGAGGAACUUAAGAAUUGGAAUCUGUUAACACGGACAAAUAGAUACUACGAAUUUAUUUCCUGGAAGUUAACUUUUAUAUGGAUGUUCGGAUUCGUCAUGCGCUAUUGCUUCCUUCUACCGUUAAGGAUAUUUAUUUGCUUCGUAGGAGUAAUGUAUCUCGUAGUCGUAACAUCCUUAAUUGGCUUUCUGCCGAACGGCCGCGUAAAACGUUGGGCGAACAACCAGGGCACCCUUAUUUCGUUCAGGAUAAUGUCCCGUUCUAUCUCGAGCGUAAUCACGGUCCACAAUCCAGAGUACAAACCAGGGAACGGAGGGAUUUGCGUGUCAAAUCAUACGACUACUCUCGACGUCUGCAUUUUGUCCACACAGACGACUUUCUCUUUGAUAGGUCAAAGGCACGGUGGCUUCUUGGGAAUAUUACAACGAGCUCUUGCUCGCGCUUCCCCACACAUAUGGUUCGAACGCUCCGAGGUCAAAGAUAGAGAAGCGGUUGCGAGAAGAUUAAAAGAACACGUAUCAGAUCCUACGAAACCACCAAUACUCAUAUUUCCGGAGGGCACGUGCAUCAAUAAUACGUCGGUUAUGCAAUUCAAGAAAGGCAGCUUCGAAGUGGAUACUGUUAUUUACCCAGUGGCCAUAAAAUACGAUCCGAGGUUCGGUGAUGCAUUUUGGAACAGCAGUCGAUAUUCAAUGAUACAAUAUUUAUACAUGAUGAUGUCGAGCUGGGCGAUAGUCUGUGAUGUGUGGUAUCUUCCUCCGAUGUACAAGAAGGAAGGUGAGAGUGCCAUCGAUUUUGCGAAUCGAGUAAAAUCUGUGAUAGCGCGGCGAGGCGGCCUUGUCGACCUGCAGUGGGACGGUCAACUGAAGAGGAUGAAGCCGAAGAAGGAGUGGAGGGAAAAGCAGCAAGAAGAAUUUAGUAAACGAUUGAAAGUCGAAUAAACAAAUUCAUCGUUUCUAGUCAUAAUCAUUUUACAAUACACACAUCGCGUGAUAUUGUUUGUCUAAACAAGGUCACUUCAUCCAAUUGGCUCCGUUGGUACAGACUAAUCUGUCAUGCAUUAUCAUAUCAGAAAAAUCUACGUCCCAUCAGAGUUUCCCUCAUUGUUUUACAUGUAGGUAUUUUCGCAAGUGUGACGGUUUGCACUUUUCUGGGAUAUUCCCAGAGAUAAAUAUAACUGGCAAUUAUAAGAUAAUAAUUCUGACGCCUGACGCCUAGUAAUGCAAUGUUAUAUAUCUACACAGUUAUAUAAAGAAAUUAAUAUAUGUAUAGAUAAACGUAAUUUAACGUUUUUAAUGUAACUUGCAAAAACUUGUAUUCCGCGCGGUUGAUUUCUGCCCUUGAGAUAUCCAAAAUUUCAUUUGAAAAAGUGCAAACGUGAUAUUUGCUUAAUUUUUAAGAGUAAAGUUCAAUAAUUAUAUAUACGAAGGCAUUACGAGUUUAUUAUUUAUAUGCAAAAUAUGUAAUGUGUUAAAGCGUGUGAUACUUUUUGCAUGUAUGAGUGUAUGUAGCGUUAAUGUAACCUUCCCGACUAUUCUAUCAUACUGUGGAAUUACCGGGGCGAUUGGACGGUCGAACGAUUCAGCCAGUGCAUUAAUUUUCUCUUACCCGUUACGCUAGUAAGGGAAAAUCUUAAUUUUCUUUUCGCUGCAGUUAAAGCAAACAAUAAAUAUUUAUUCAUUUUUCUCUCAUGAAAAUUAAUUAAGCGCUAUAGCUAUUCAGCACUCCAGAUUAUACCUGUACUCGCUUAGGAACACCGAAUUACGUUAUUUUUCUAUUAAGAUCGAAUGGCACUUCGAUAUAUUUUCUACUUUUAUAUUUCAUAUAUCUAUAGAAUAAACGCGAAGCUUCGCGUUCUAUUACGAUGCAUGUCAAUAUAACACAUUGAACGAAUAAUACGCAGUUAUGAAUUUAAUGUUAACGGAAAGAAAAACAUUAAUCUGUAUAGUGACAUAUCUGUGAAUCUGACGUUAGACUAUGUUAAAAAAAAUGCAAAAAGGGAAGAUCAGAUGUAUAGAUAUCAAGAGAUGUAUUUUCUCACACUUCCAACCAAAGUUAAAACAGCAGGUUUAAAAUAAGUGGUAUUUUACUAUCAAUGGUAUUAGUAAUUUUAGAGUAUUAUCUAUAUUAUUAACUUAAUGAAGAUGAGACACAUGUACAUCUAUCUAUGUUACAUAAUGUUUGUUGCACAUUCCACAAUUCGGCCUAAUUGCUGUUAAUUAAAAAACAAAACAUGUAUUUUGUAGCUUGUACCGACAUUAUAAAGAAUCGAUAAAUUUGAACUACUUUAAAUAAUAAAGCUCAAAAGUAACUUCUACCUUUUUUUUCUAGAGCGCGUACGGACUUACAAUUAAAAAGAGAUAAUUUAAUAAGCUGUAGUUUAUCAUCGCCCUGUUAAUUAUAUAUUUUAAGCUUAUUUACUGAGAACAAUUGUGAAAAUAAAAAGAAAGAUAACAUCGAUUAACUGCAUUAUAGAAAAUAUUAAUUAGGUAACGCCACACUUACCUGAAAAUAAAUCAAUAAAUUGAAUUAGUUUCGGUCUUUACCGUAACUUAUAUGUUAAUUAUAAAAUAUAUGUAUAUAUAUGUAUAUGAAUAUAAAUGCAUUGUUCUCUGUAAAGAGAGUCGAGUUUUUAAUGUCGCUAUGGUAUUUUUGUAAUAUCAUUGUGAAAUUUCUUUUAUAAGAAACACAAUAUGAUAUAUUUAAUAUACUAAAAUAUAUUUUUUCAUAGCAAAUAAUUAGCGAAUAAUAUAAGAGAAAUGUAAUUAUUAUGUCGUUUAUAUUAAAAAAAAUAUUUCUAAAAC
This is a messenger RNA of Ooceraea biroi (clonal raider ant), 3394 nucleotides long. It is a transcript of the gene Gpat4, whose product is annotated as Glycerol-3-phosphate acyltransferase 4. The record is from RefSeq and is a predicted model, not a curated record. Lineage: Eukaryota; Metazoa; Arthropoda; Insecta; Hymenoptera; Formicidae. Gene Ontology annotation, biological process: triglyceride biosynthetic process. Gene Ontology annotation, cellular component: endoplasmic reticulum. Gene Ontology annotation, molecular function: glycerol-3-phosphate O-acyltransferase activity.